Molecule: messenger RNA, 1961 nt
Organism: Culex pipiens pallens (northern house mosquito)
Lineage: Eukaryota; Metazoa; Arthropoda; Insecta; Diptera; Culicidae
Exons: 1
Coding region: 122-553 (143 amino acids)
Source: RefSeq, a predicted model, not a curated record
UGGGACACGUGGCACUCGAUCUUGGCACUUCCAGGCGCCGGUGAGGUCCACUCGCUCAGAGAUUUGACGCGUCUCCUACGGACAACUCACCUGCCGAUCGUUGUCGGAUUGUUCGCCAGCGAUGCUGGUUGGACACGGCUGGGUCCAAUGGCUCACGUGCGUUGGCGGGCACGCUACGGACUCGUGCUUCGAGCUAAAGCUGCUGGCCACGUGUCGCGGGUCAAUCGCCGGUUCGAACGGAUGUGGACGAAAGUCGAUGGUGGUCCAGUGGCUCAAGGUUGAUGGCGGCAACCUCUACGGACGACACCACGUGGCCGCGUGGGCGGCUCAGCGGGCCAGCUAUGCUGGAGCCUCGUCGACGAUCGCGUCCUGUGGCUCGGAGGGGAUGGUGUGUCCUCCUACGGACUCUCGGCGGACCCUGGCGGAUAGGCACGGUUCGUUCGCUGUGCGGGCUUGCUUGGGCUGCUCCGGUGUGAAGCACGCGGUGGCGUGGUGCUUACCUCACAGUGCUGCACCGCGUUGUGAAACGUUCGCAGGUGCUGGUGGGAUGUAGAACCUACCAAAAGAACCUUCGCCUGAAGGUUCUACGGGCGAAACGGGGCAACUUAGAUCACUGGCCUAAUUUAAUGAAUUUAAUUACCUUUGGUUCUGGUUUGUAACAACACGCCCGCGGGGGGGGGGAGCGGAAAAACGCUAGUCUAGCGACUUGGGCCUAAUUUCACAAAAUUAGUAAAGUGAUCUAAAUUAAUUAAAAGAACUAAAAUAACUCGGGAGUGAACUCACGUCCAAAUACACUUCGCUUUGCACACGCGGACUUAAAUUCAACGGCUUGGCUAAUUGGCAGACUUGUAAAUUUUCGCAACUACUACACUUCCCUAAAUGCUGGUGAUCUUCACUAGCGCACGAUCUCGGAGCAAAUGGCAGAGAGCCCUUGACGACACUAGGUCGAGACCUUGACCGCGAAAAAUGGCUCACUCGUGGCCGGCUCUGAUUGGCCAAGGCCGAGUCCUACUCGCAAGGUGCCCUGGUUGCUAAGCACUUAGCGGAAAAUUGAGAGAGUUUCGGCCAGGUCAAUAUAUCACACGAUCAUCGUCUACGGGAGAUGUAGAGUUGACCUAUUUUUUUAAAUUUUUAGUUCCGAAACUCACCACCUCACCCAGUUGGCGCUCGCUCAUUUAGGGGAAAUUGAUGAUCGCCCAUGAUCGUUCUUAAUAUGGUUACAAUAGCUUCGGCUGCCGAUCCCGAUGAUGCUAUGAGACGCGGGUUCGAUUCCCGCCUUAUCCACUGAGCUUCUAUCGGAUGGUGAAGUAAAACGUCGGUCCCGGUUUCUCCUGUCUCGUCAGAGGCGCUGGAGCAGAAAUCCCACGUUAGAGGAAGGCCAUGCCCCGGGGGGCGUAGUGCCAAUAGUUUCAUAUAGUUUUUUGGUAGAAAUGGAUUAAAAAAAAGAAGUUGUCUUUAUAGCUGUCGGCCACUAUUGCUAGUACCAAUCAGCAACCUCUGGAUUGUGAGUCCAUUGCGCUGUCCAAUUGAUCCACACGGACGGGAUCGAAAUUAAGUAAAAUUUACAAAUUUACGAAAAACCCGAAAUUCUAAUAUCAAAAACACAAUUUUUAUCAAAAAUAAAAAAAAAUGAAUUCAAAAUCAGGAAUUUGAAAAUUGAAGAAUUUGGGAAUUUAAGAAUUUAAGAAUUUAAGAAUUUAAGAAUUUAAGAAUUUAAGAAUUUAAGAAUUUAAGAAUUUAAGAAUUUAAGAAUUUAAGAAUUUCGCAAUUCGCAAUUCGCAAUUUUCAGUGUAAGAACGGGCCUUGACCGAUCUUAUGCACCAGGUUCCCGACGAACACGCACUGCCCUUACACCUACAUCUCACCCUUGCUCUGAGUCAGUACGAGCAGCACGCUAGAACACGCUUUGAGUGUUCGUGCCAGGCAUGCACACCUUCUUUUCCGGUUACGCAUUUUAACUC